GGGUGAAAUAUAUAUUGCAUAGAUAGGAGUUUUUCUUUUCUUUGAUCUGUCCCGCCCUUGAGAUAGUCUCUACUUCGUAGUUAUCCGUAUUAAACAAAAGCCAAAGACAUCAAAAAUGGCCCCUUCAGCAACCACCAACCAAGUCCGAAUCGGCCCAACCCCCAACCCAGACUGGAAAUUCGGUCAGGGCAGCAACCAUCUCGACGCAGCCUCGCCCUCGUCCUCCAACCCAGACGCAAAAGCCCAGAGCCACACCGUCAUCGACCCCCAGGCCGAGGAUCGAAGCUCGGGCCUCAACUACAAGCUCCUCAUCUCCGCCAUCGCCCCGCGCCCCAUCGCCUUCAUCAGCACCCUCUCCGCCGACGGCACGACGGCGAAUCUCGCUCCCUUCAGCUACUUCAACGUCUUUACUCAUGAUCCGCCCACUUUUGCCGUCGGCUUUGCGCAUCCGCCGUCGGGGCCUAGGGAUUCCUUUGUCAAUGUGCGUGACUCCAAUGAGUGUGUCAUCAAUAUCAUCUCGGAGCACUACAUCGAGGCCGCCAACUCGACCAGCAUAGACGCUCCUUACGGGACGUCCGAAUGGGGCGUUUCCGGUCUGACGGCGGACUAUUCAUGCGAGACUGUCAAGGCGCCACGAGUCAAGGAGGCGAUAUUUAGCAUCGAGGCCAAAGUGGAAUCUAUCAAGGAGAUUUACAGCAAAGCAAAUCCUGGUAGGGUGUCCACAUGGCUGGUCAUUUUUGAAGGGACCCGGUUCUGGGCGAGGAACGAUGCGCUGAGUGAGAAGAAGGAUGAGGUUUAUCCCGAGAUCUUGAAGCCCAUUGGCCGCAUGGGAGGCGUCAUCUAUUCCAAGACGACUGAUCUCCUGCAAAUACCAAGGCCGCAGUUUGAGGCCGAUCUUGGCGGUGCCGAAGGCUAUGCGAAGCUCUCAAACAGAAGCAAAUAGCAACAAAGACGUUGAAUGCGUAUGGAAUUAUUCCUUAGGAGGUAAAGGAAAAAAAAAAACAUCAUUAAUUAAUGAGCACAGACAAGUAAGAGCAGCACACGGUAAAGAAUUUUAUAAGAAAGAAAUC
Molecule: messenger RNA, 1070 nt
Organism: Trichoderma virens Gv29-8
Lineage: Eukaryota; Fungi; Ascomycota; Sordariomycetes; Hypocreales; Hypocreaceae
Exons: 2
Coding region: 116-943 (275 amino acids)
Molecular function (GO): FMN binding
Source: RefSeq, a predicted model, not a curated record